This is a messenger RNA of Musa acuminata subsp. malaccensis (wild Malaysian banana), 1141 nucleotides long. RefSeq names its product cyclic pyranopterin monophosphate synthase, mitochondrial. Lineage: Eukaryota; Viridiplantae; Streptophyta; Magnoliopsida; Zingiberales; Musaceae. Gene Ontology annotation, biological process: Mo-molybdopterin cofactor biosynthetic process. The record is from RefSeq and is a predicted model, not a curated record.
AUUUGUAGGAAUUUUCUUCAAUAAAUUAGGCAAUCAGAUUCCGAUGCUAUAAUACUGCCUACCCUUUUGAGUUAGGAACUAUAAUACUCUGUAAAAGGGUGUUUUGGGCUUCGGAGCAAGUUAUUAUCGGUAGCCUACUACUGCUCGAAUCGAAUCGGUUCCUCUCGUCCAUCCAUAGACUACUUCCGGUGGGCGCGACAGAUCUCGGGGUGGCUUCCUCAUUCCUUGUGGCAGCACUUCUCGUCAUCUUCACUCCUCGGCCUAGAUAUGUUUCUUAGACAUUUAAAGGCUCACCAGUCUCUGGGAAGAUGCUUCAUCAGUAGCAAUAGCCAUGAUCUUGCAAUUGCAGAGCUAAACAAGGAACUGGAGUCAAUCUUUGGCGAACCUCCUUCAUCCAGUGCCUUAAGUUCAAAUGCUUCUCAAGUGUCCCAUUUUACUUCCCCUAGUUCAGAAGAUAAGCCAACAAACCUGACUCAUGUUGAUGGUAGUGGACACGCCAAGAUGGUAGAUGUGUCCUCUAAAGUAGAGAGCAAAAGAGCUGCAAUUGCGAGUUGCAGAGUUCUUCUAGGCCAAAAAGUAUAUAACUUGGUUGCAUCAAACCAGAUAGCAAAAGGAGAUGUCUUGACCGUGGCAAAAAUCUCUGGAAUUAAUGGAGCUAAGCAGACCGGCAAUCUCAUCCCUUUAUGUCACAACAUUGGGCUCACACAUGUUCGUGUUGAUCUAACCCUCAAUGAGAAAGAUUACAGUGUAGAGAUUGAAGGGGAAGCUGUGGCAACAGGGAAGACAGGAGUCGAGAUGGAAGCAAUGACUGCCGUCACCAUCGCUGGACUUACAGUGUAUGACAUGUGCAAAGCUGCUUCUAAGGACAUUUGCAUUACGGACGUUCGCCUUGAGCACAAGACUGGAGGUAAGAGUGGCCACUGGUCCAGAAAAGAAUGAUUCAUCUUUUACGCAUCACUUUCUACAAGCAUUUGAAGGAUGAAGAUGCCGACUUUUUUAUGCAUAAAUUAUUAGAAGCCAGCGGAAAGGAAGAAAUCUGUAAAUUGGUACCUAUGUUUUUGUCGAAGGAAGGAUAUUGGUGUCUUUGGAAUCAUUUCUUUUUGCCUUUAAAUUAUAAGUUCCGAUGCCAAGUUCUUGAGAA